UUUAGUGUCUGCCGUCUCAUGGUGAAGCUGAGCCCGGAGUGGAACAUGAAGCGGGUUGUCCUGUUGUGCCUGCUCAUAUUUUUCAGACGCCUUUAUGGUCUUGGCACAGACACAUACAAUGAAACAUCUGAGCAGAUGACCACCAGCAGCACAGCUACAAGCUUCAUAAGCCAAAACGUCCACCAUGAAAACGAGAGUCACGGUGGACCACGAGGUCUCACGCCCGUUAAAGAAGGACCUCAACUUACAAAAAGCAAGACGGCGGAGUUCAAGAUAUUAUAUGUAACCAACCGCAGCGCUGACUUCAUAGAGCACGGCCAGGCGAUGAAGGAAACAGCCGAUAUUUACGCCCCCCCCGGCCCCUCUCAGGACACCAAGGAUCAUAAUGCAUUUAGGGGGAAAAGUCUUUUAAGCAAAAUUCCAGAUCAGACCUACAACAGGAGAGGAGUGACCAGUUUUAAGACCUCGAGACCCAGGAACUGGUGUGCUUACGUACACACGCGGUUAUCUCCCACAGUGGUUGCUGAUUCCAUAGCUUCUUUAUUUCCGAUUGCCACUGAUCCAUGUUAUCUGAGACAAGACGGUUGCCGCGAGAGGUACCAGGCAGCGAGUCGUCCGAUCUACAGAAUGAGGAACCAGAUCGUGACGUCUCUGGAGUGGAAGUGCUGCCCCGAAUACCAGGGCCCGCAGUGCCAGCCAAGCCCAACAGAUACGCCGACCCAACCUGAGCAGGCGGAUGAGGCUGGAGGCCAGUCCCUGAAUGACCUUGUUAAAGAAACAGCUCUGGGGGACAGGAAACAGAUGACCGUGAUAAACAAAGAAAUGGCUGAUGUGAAACAUCAAGGCGAAAAAAUGCUCACGCUUCAGAAACCAAUGGUAGGUAUGAGCACAGAGAUGGACAGUAUGAAGAAGACACCUUCCGCAUUUCAGCAAACAGCGAGACCAGGAGAAGAACAUGAUGUGUCACCGAUCACCAUGGAAACCCUGAAAUCCGAAGCAAUGCAAGAAAUGUUCAAAGAGAUUGUCCAGGAACAGAUCCAAGCAUAUGAGAGUGCAAUGCAAAAAAGCACUGCAAAUAUUUUUAAAACCAUGUCACGUCUUUCACUGGAUCUUAUGGCCACAAAAGCAAACCUGGAGCAAAUAAAUGAAGCAAUAACUAAAUUACUAUCUGCCCACAAAAUCGGUGAGGAAAGGAACAAAAAGAUUGCUAAUGAAAUUGACAGUCUUAGAGAUCAAAUAUCUUCAAUGGAGUACGAUGCUGUCAAUUGCACAAAAGAAACCAAAAAGAUGUUUGACAAAUGUACUUCCCUUGAGGAUCAACUUCAUCUCGAAAAGCAAAAAAGAAUUUUUCUCUUCAACAGCCUAAAUUAUACACUUUCUCAGGUUAAAGAGAUCCAGAGCAAUAGCCUUAUAAGAGAUUCAGCAGUAUCUGAAAGCCAGUGGGACAAUAAUUCCUGGACUCAGCCUACGUCCAUCUUGGGUGAUGUUGUGAGGAACCAAACCUUGUCAAUUGUGCAGUUGCAGCAGGAACUCCAGAGACAAGAGAUGAGGAUUGAAAACAUUACAUCUAUGGUUGGGCAGCAGAAACAUCACGUUGAUGCCACCUUUGAAACUCUGACAGUGCAACGCAAGCAAGACAUGGGAGAGCUGGUCAGUCAUAUCAGAUUGAUCAACCAGACUCUGUGGGACAGGGUUAGACCCAUAGAUGUGGCAGUAAAUGCCAUAGAGGAGAAGGUCGGUCAAAUGUCCAAUGACCUGAAGGAGCUUGUGCCACUCACCGAGAAGCUAAAUCUGACAUGGGCUGCACAGAAUGACAACAAUGAAGUAACACCCAUCGCGAAGCAGCUGGAGGACUUGACUGCUGCAGUCACUGUCUUGAACAUGACUGUUACGAACUUGGAAAAGAUGCAAGACGAGAUGAGGAACCAGUCACAAGAGACAGAGGAAGAGGUGAAAGAGAAAUUGAAAGGCUGCCAGGAUGGAAUUGAGGAUGCACUCAACGACACCAUGACAGUUAUCAAUAGUGCCAUUGACUCCGUUAAAGAUGAUUACUACAUUUUGCAGGGUAACAUUGAAAACGCAAACGACAGACUGAGCAAGAUUCAUGAGGAUUUCACUGAAAAAUUCCAAAGUUUAUUGGAUUUACAAGUUGACAUCGAUUCUUUGAAUACUUCUGUCCUUUCCAUGCAAAUACAAAUGGAGAAGUCUGACGCUGCUUCAAAUGUCUCCAAUAUGUUUUUAUAUCCUGCCUUAAAGGGUGAUGAAAGUAACAAGGCAGAAAAUCUCACUCAUCUAUCCCAUAAAUUGCAUGAUGUAUUUUCCAAGCUUGAAAACCACCAAACAGCCAUUAGUCAUCUGCAAAAGGCUAAUUCCUCCAUUGAGUUUGGAGAAUGCAGGAUGCGUCUGAGGAGCCUUGAAGUCAUGAUGAAUGCUCUGGGCAGCAACAUAACCUCAGUUAUGAAACCAAAGAAGAAACCAGCACUGGAGCCUGGUCUGGCCUGGAAAUACAAAGAUCUGAGUAAACAAGUGCAAGACCUUGAUACCAAGACCUUCAACCUGAGCCAUGAAGUUUUGUGGCUAAAAGGGAGUACUUCACAAGCAUGGCUGACCUGCAGAAAUGUGUCUGCCGCUUUGGACUUGAUGCACAUUUACAUUCCUCAGAUUUUUCAAGAGCACAUUAACCUCAGUCUUCUUCACCGCAGCUUAAGCGAGGUCUUACAUCCUGAGAGCCAGGAUCUGAAUAAUUCUGCCCUUGGGUCCAAUCCCACAGCUUUUUUAACCUCCACACUGACCUACAUUCUCCAGAAUAUUUCUCUGCUUCAAAGGCAUGCCCAGGAGUUGGACAGAAGGAUGGAGACUAUAUUUGUACCAAAUUCUACAGUUUCAUUGGGAAGGAAUCAGCAGGACACUGAUACCACUCUCAGUCAGGCAGAAGCCACCGGGUGCCACAGUACCCGCUGUCAGAAUGGAGGCACGUGCAUUGAAGUGCAGGCCGGCUCCGUUUGUGCCUGUCGAUUCCCAUUCAGUGGCAUGGACUGCACCCUGAAACUGGCGGACAGUGAAGCCCCUGCCCCAGAUUUCUCUAAAGGCUCCUACCGCUACACCCCAAUGGUCACUUUCUUCGCCGCACACACUUACGCCAUGACUUCUCCUGGUCAAAUCCGGUUCAACCACCUGUAUGUGAACUACGGCACGUCCUUCUCACCUGGCAGUGGCAUGUUUGCUAUCCCUUACCUGGGGGUCUACGUCUUCAAGUACACGGUCGAGUCCAGUGGUCCAGACCUCUCGGGGUACCUGGUGGUUGAUGAGGAGGACAAACUGUCAUUCCGAGCACAGUGUUCCAGUGCAGGCAGCUGUGUCACCACUGGAGACGCUGUCCUGGAACUCAAUUUAGGUCAGAGGGUUUGGUUAAAGCUGGAGACCGGGAGCAUCCCGGCCAGGUAUCCUCCAGUCACAACAUUUGGGGGCUAUUUACUGUACCGUACCUAAGGAUUUCCAUAGUCCGCACAAUAUACUGCUGCUUCUUGAGUUUUUGCAAAGCCUGUCAUUUUGCUGCUGCACAUAAUGAUUUGCUUGAUAAUUACUAAAAUAGCUUUAGCUGUUUUGCAUUUGUGUGCUCAAGUUCUAGUACUGUCUCCUGUUUUAAUGAAAGCCAUGCUUCUCUGGGGUGGCAAGAAGAACUACGAGUAUGUGUGAGUUACAAAGCAAACCUCGGAAGGUGAAAGGGCUAGACCAGCAUUUUGUUUUGCUGUGGGUCCCUCAGGAUGCCAUCGCUGAAUCUCUUGUUAGACUCGUCAGUUUGAUCACCGUAGCCUCUUCACUUGGCGCAAUAUCUGUUUCCCAAGAACACUUCUUAGGACCAUUGUAAUUUUGGAUUUUAUUUUUUAAUUCAAUUUGCUACAGUUAAAUGGUCAGGGUGUACAGCUCUGUAGUUGCUAUUGACUCGCCCUGCCAGACCCUCUCGUAACAUCAGGAACGCAUGAAGGCUCAUCCUACGCAGUCACUUGUUUUUGUCAUGUUUCUCCGUUUUCGCAUUUACUGGUUAUGCGCUGUGCUUCUCGGGAAAAUGGAAACGUCAUGAUGUAAGAGGCCAUAAGAUCACCACUGGCUCCCAAACAGAUGAUUUUUAAAAAGUGUGUAAAAUGUCUGGUAACAUGACAAAAGUAAAAGCAAUGGAUGCAAAAUACUGUGGGAAGACAAAAAAAAAACUCAAAGAACGAUGAUGGCAAUUUAGUACAGCGACAUAUAAAAAUCUUGUUAUAAAUCUCAUGCUGAUGAUGAUUCUUGGUAAGUGAUUUAACACAUUGGAUAGGCAUACUGCCAUACCUUUAUUCAGAAAAUAUUCUGAUUUUAAGAAAAAUGUUUGCACAAAUAAGGAGCUUAUGAAAAAGCUUAACAUUACUUAGUACAACAUAUAUAGUAUAACAUCUCACCAUCACAUCUAUGAAAUAUUUAUUUGAUAGCUUUUAAUUAAUUAUGACAUAAUUGUUAUGAUUCCACUCUGUUUGUGUGUGUGUGUGUGUGGGGGGGGGGGGGUUG
This is a messenger RNA of Brienomyrus brachyistius, 4539 nucleotides long. Its product is annotated as multimerin-1-like. The coding region runs from base 19 to 3489 and encodes 1156 amino acids. The record is from RefSeq and is a predicted model, not a curated record. NCBI's taxonomy places the organism in Eukaryota, Metazoa, Chordata, Actinopteri, Osteoglossiformes, Mormyridae. Gene Ontology annotation, molecular function: protein binding; extracellular matrix constituent conferring elasticity. The transcript has 8 exons.